This is a messenger RNA of Myiozetetes cayanensis, 8827 nucleotides long. It is a transcript of the gene ACAP3, whose product is annotated as ArfGAP with coiled-coil, ankyrin repeat and PH domains 3. The record is from RefSeq and is a predicted model, not a curated record. NCBI's taxonomy places the organism in Eukaryota, Metazoa, Chordata, Aves, Passeriformes, Tyrannidae. Gene Ontology annotation, cellular component: cytoplasm. Bases 109 to 2715 code for a protein of 868 amino acids. The transcript has 25 exons. Gene Ontology annotation, molecular function: protein binding; GTPase activator activity.
UCGCUCCAUCCCCGCAGCGGCGGCGGGGGGCGGGCGCUGCCCGCGCGUCCUCGGCUCCGGCGGGCGAUGCGCUUCCUCCGCUGAGCGCGCCCAGGGCCGACCGGCAGCAUGACGGUGGAGUUCGAGGAGUGCAUCAAGGACUCGCCCCGGUUCCGGGCAACCAUCGAUGAAGUGGAGACAGAUGUGGUGGAGAUCGAGGCCAAGCUUGACAAGCUGGUGAAGCUCUGCAGUGGGAUGAUUGAAGCAGGCAAAGCCUACAUCACCACCAACAAGCACUUUGUCAGCGGCGUCCGGGACUUGUCGCAGCAGUGCAAGAAGGAUGAGAUGAUUUCGGAGUGCCUCGACAAAUUCGGAGACAGCCUGCAGGAGAUGAUCAACUACCACAUGAUCCUGUUUGACCAGGCCCAGAGGUCAGUCCGGCAGCAGCUGCACAAUUUUGUGAAAGAUGACGUCAGGAAGUUCAAGGAGACCAAGAAGCAGUUUGACAAGGUGCGGGAGGACAUGGAGAUCUCCCUGGUGAAGAACGCCCAGGCCCCCCGGCACAAACCCCACGAGGUGGAGGAGGCCACGGGCACCUUGACCAUCACCAGGAAGUGUUUCAGGCACCUGGCCCUGGACUACGUGUUGCAGAUCAACGUGCUGCAGGCCAAGAAGAAGUUUGAGAUCCUGGACGCGAUGUUGUCCUUCAUGCACGCCCAGUACACCUUCUUCCAGCAGGGCUACAGUCUGCUCCACGAGCUGGAUCCCUACAUGAAGAAACUGGCCACAGAGCUGGACCAGCUGGUGAUUGAUUCUGCCGUGGAGAAGAGGGAGAUGGAGCACAAACACGCCCUGAUCCAGCAAAGGACCCUCCUGCAGGACUUCUCCUACGAUGACUCGAAGGUGGAGUUCAAUGUGGAUGCCCCAAAUGGAGUGGUGAUGGAAGGUUACCUCUUCAAGAGAGCCAGCAAUGCUUUCAAAACAUGGAAUAGGAGGUGGUUCUCCAUCCAGAACAGCCAGCUGGUGUACCAGAAAAAGCUAAAGGAUGUGCUCACGGUGGUGGUGGAGGACCUGCGGCUCUGCACUGUCAAGCCCUGUGAGGACAUAGAGAGGAGGUUCUGCUUUGAGGUGGUCUCACCUACCAAGAGCUGCAUGCUGCAGGCUGACUCGGAGAAGCUGCGCCAGGCCUGGAUCCAGGCUGUGCAGGCCAGCAUUGCCUCUGCCUACCGGGAGAGUCCGGACAGCUACUACAUCGAGAGACUGGACCGAACUGCCUCCCCCUCCACGAGCAGCAUCGACUCCGCCACCGACUCCCGGGAGCGCAGCGGGAAAGGGGAGACCAUCCUGCAGAGGGUGCAGAGCAUCCCUGGGAAUGACCAGUGCUGUGACUGUGGGCAGCCAGACCCUCGCUGGGCCAGCAUCAACCUGGGCAUUCUGCUGUGCAUCGAGUGCUCAGGGAUCCACAGGAGUCUGGGUGUUCACUGCUCCAAGGUCAGAUCCCUCACGCUGGAUUCCUGGGAGCCAGAGUUACUGAAACUGAUGUGUGAGCUGGGGAACAGCACCAUGAAUCAGAUUUACGAGGCACAGUGUGAAGAGCUGGGACUCAAGAAACCAACAGCGGGGAGCUCCAGGCAGGACAAGGAGGCCUGGAUCAAGGUGAAGUACGUGGAGAAGAAGUUCCUGAAGAAGCUGCCGAGUGGGGAGGCUCUGACGGAGAACGAGCGGAAGCCGCGGCGCUGGUGCGUCAAGAAGUGCCAGAGGCACAACAGCACCACGAAAGCACCCACAGCUCGGAGGAAGUACCGGCACGAGGCAGGGAAUGCCUCCCCAGCCAUGCUGUCCUCAGCAGCCACCCUGGAGAGGAAGUUCCGCCGGGAUUCCCUGUUCUGCCCCGACGAGCUGGAUUCCCUCUUCUCCUACUUCGACACCGGCGCCGGCUCCGGCCCUCGCAGUGCCAGCCACAUCUCUGAGCAGCACCCGCUCGCAGGUGGCCCCUGGAGUGGCAGUGGCAUUGGUCCCGGUGGGAGCGGUUCGCCGUUCCUCCUGGACGGAGGUCUGAGCAGUGACAGUGGGCUCGGAGGGAGCACCGACGGCAGCACCGACAUCCUGGUGUUCGGCUCGGUGGUGGACAGCGUGACGGAGGAAGAGUGCGAGGUGUCCGAGGAGUCCAGCGGGGAAGCAGAGAUUGAGCAGGAGGCAUCAGACCUGGAGGACCUGAGGGAGCUGCACCCCGGCUUGUUGAUCUACAAGGCAGCACAAGCCCGAAAUCUGCCCCUCAUGGCAGAAGCACUCGCUCACGGUGCUGAGAUCAACUGGGUGAACGACGAGGACGAGAACAAAACUCCCCUGAUUCAAGCUGUGAAGGGGGGCUCCUUGAUAGCCUGUGAAUUCCUGCUGCAGAACGGGGCAGAUGUGAACCAAAGAGACAGCCGAGGCCGGGCCCCCCUGCACCACGCCACGUACCUGGGCCACACUGGCCAGGUGUGCCUGUUCCUGAAGAGAGGGGCCAACCAGCACGCGGUGGACGGCGACGGGCAGGACCCGCUGAGCAUCGCGGUGCAGGCGGCCAACGCAGACAUCGUCACCCUGCUGCGUCUGGCUCGGAUGAACGAGGAAAUGCGGGAAGCAGAGGGUCCCUUCGGACAACCAGGGCAAUAUCCCAGCAACAGCCCCACUGAGCUGCAGUACAGGAAGUGCAUACAGGAGUUCAUCAGCCUUAACAUAGACGAGUGUUAGUGACAACUCCCCCCACGUCCCCUCUGCUGUCUUGAAGUUGGGCCUGAAGUUCCCAGAAGCCCUGAGAAGCCCCACCCUUGGUUAUAUUGGUGUUCCUUGCAGAUUGGUCUGUUUUUGAUGCCUGCACAUAUAGGUUGAGCUGCACACAGGAAGGGACAAGGGGGUCUUGUUAGCAUUAAGUUCUCAAUGCUUGACUACUGGAUGGUUGGUUUUGCGUAGGAGACUCCCAGGGCAUAACCACAGACCAUGGCAUUGUGGACCUGAGUGUGUGAGAAGUGUGGGAGACGAGUUUAGCAUUAAAGAGAAAAGGAGAAAAAAAAAAAAAGAAAAAAAGAAAAAAAGGGUAAAAAAAAAAAAAAAAAAGAGAGAGAGAGAAGAAAAGAGAAAAGGAAAACCCUCUCUCACCAGGAGAAACCCAUCAAGAACACGAGCUGACGAAGCUGUCUCUGCCCCAGUGCAACCGCUCUGCGCUGAGCUCUUGUCUGAACAGUUGGCUUGGGAGGGAUCCUGGCGUGGAGCUCUGGGUCCUGGCAGCCUGACCAGCAGCUCAGAAAACUUAAGAGACGACCUCUAAAUCAGGAACAGGCUGCUCUGUGGGGCAGAGACGUUUUGCUGCAGGAGGCACAGAUGGGGUAGGGCUGAGAGCGACGGCUCCUCACUUUAACUGCUCUCAGGACUAAACCAGCCGCCCUCCCCUCUGUUUUUUGGUUUUUUUUGCCCUCGGUGGUUUAGCUGGUCAAAGCCAUAGCUCCUGCUUCCUGGGCCAAGGUGCAGAGUGCACAAAGCGCUGUGGAAGUGGCAGUGCUGAUUUUUGGCGGCCGGGAGAAGCUUGUCGCUGGCGAUGGGCUUUGUGUGUCAGGGAAGAGAAGCCACGUCCAGCCCCCGCCACGGCUGCGCCUGCGCUGGGACUGCAGCUCGGUUUGUGUCCUGGUCACCUCAGAUUCCUGACAGCACCUCUGGGAAGGAGAAUUCCACUUGCAUGUGUUCCCUCUGUGCUCACCCCCUGCAUGCCGGAGCGGCUCAGCAGCUGGCCCGGGGGCUCUGGAGUUCCCUGGUUCCGGGGACCAGCAGGAUGCUCUUGGUGUUUCUUUCCUUUUCCUCGUGGUGUUCUUUGCUGGAGUGAGGGAAUGUGGGUCUGCUCAGAGCACUUUGUUGCUGUGCUGAUGGUCUGUGUCUCUGCAGAGCUGCUGGGGCUGUGUCAUCCUCUCUUGGGAGGGCUGGCAGAGCACAGGCACCACUGUGUUCCCUCUGGCUGGGAGCCUGGAUGCUGAGCUGUGCUCCUGUAAAGAGCCUCUUCCCAACGUCCCCAACUGCAAUUGGCAUCAGAGUUUGUCAGGACUUGUGGGUGACAGUCCCCUGCCUGGGCACCGAGGCUGCUGGCUCUGGGGUCAGGCCAUAGUGCCUUAUGGAUUGUCCUGGGAUUUUGAGGGGGUCAGGAGCUUGCAAGGAAAGCAAGAAUCCCAGGCAGACUUCCCCAUCCUCCUGCGUUCCAUCAGCAGUGGUACAAAAUCAUCUUCUUUAUCAUCCAUUGCACGUUUGACUUCACACUUUUGCAGCCUGGCUGCUGCCCUGCUCACCCCUCAGUGGCUGGAACCCCUUAGUGGGGGAAACCUUUGUAGGUUUGUUUCUAUUGCUCUAAUUGUGCCCUCAGAGACUGAACCAGCAGCUCUUGGUGUCCACCCACACAGCUACAGGUGGAUCAAUAAACUCCACUCAGUCUCUUGUAGGGUCCUCUUGGUUCAAGGGACAGUCCCUGCUUCCUUAGGGAAGUCCUGUCCCAAGUUUUCCUGCAGCCAGAGCAGUUUUCUGGCUGUGCAGCCUGGAUCUGGAGGUGCAUCUUUGUCUUGUUGCUUUCUCAUUCCGUUGGAGUUUUGGGAUGCCCAAUCCCAAAGGGCUCAGUUCUGAUUCCCAGUGUCUGAAUCUGGACUGGCCCUGGGGGCUCUGCAGUGCAAAACCUGCCCCCAGGGCCUUUCAUGCUUCUCUAAAUAAGGAACAAUCUCCUUCCAGCAGUCUUGGGAAAUGAAAAUUCUCCCUUCUUAGCUGCUCAAUGCCUGGUGUUGGAGCAGGCAGUGCUCCCUCUGAACUUCUCCCUGGGUGAAAGCUGUAGGACAGGCCCUGCAGCUGGCAGAGGGCAGAACCCAUGGUCUGUUCAUCCUUUGCCCAGCUCUGGCACCCUCAGCAGUGACUCAGGACCACGUGUGGGAUGAAGCAGCUUGGCAUAAAAUGCCGCCCUUGCUACACUUCAGAGGAGCUGGGAUGUGCAAAUCCCUAGUUCAGAGGACAACUGAGAGCUGGGACUUUGUAGCACCCACGGGUGACUCUGGAGUCACCACUGGAUGGGGACUCUGGAGCAGAAGCUGGCUGAGUGAUGCCAAAGGCAGGCAGAUGUGCCCUGGGUGUGGCAGUGCUGCUUCUUGGUGCCCCUCGGUUUGCACUGAACAUCCUCCUGCCCCCCGUGGGAAGGUUGGGCAUCUCUUCCCCCUGUGUUUCUCCUGCAGGACACAGAGGUUACCACUUCCCACGCUCGUGGAGCUUCAUCUUUCAGUCAUUUGCAUUGGGGAUUUGGCUUCUCUGUGAUCCAAACCACCUCAAGUUUCAAUUUUUCCCCAACCCACGAGCAGGGCAGUGCCAGGGGUCACCGCCCCCUUUGCCAUCCCUUCCCUGCCAGCUGAGCCCCUUUGCUCUGGAGGUGCUGCAGUCAGCCUGAGCGUGGCCAGGACCAAACCUGCAGUGUGGAAAUGCCCGUGUGAGCAAAGCCCUGCAGCCCCCCCAGCUCCCUGCAGGGCCGGGGUGGGGUUGGCCGCUGGUGGCCAGUGGUGCUGAGCCCCCCAUCCCCCCCAGACCCAGCAACAACGCCCGUGCCUGCCCUGUGGGGCCGUGCUGUGCUCAGGGUUCCAUCACACCACCCCCCUGUGCCACCCAGAGCAGCACUUGGAGCGCUCUCCACCACCAGUACCCAGCCACGAGCUCGCUCUGCUUCCCGGGCUGGGAGCCGAGCGGUGACUCCUCUCUCCAGCCCCAUCCCGGUUUAAACACCGACCUGCAUCGAUCCAGAUGAUGGUUUUUUGGGGUUUUUUUUGGUGCUGAUGUGCCCUCAAGUCGUGCCCUUCCCGAGCUGGAAUCCUUCAGGGUACCUCAGAUAUCCUGAGAGGGAAAUCCCUGUUUCACCACUGCCACGGUCCUGCUCUGCUCACGGAUCUCAGCGUGCUCAUUGUCCAGCAAUGGGUUCAUUGGGUUGGUUUGUUUUUUUUUUUUUAACAUGUACAGCGACUUAAAACACCCCAAUUGGUUUUUUGCAGCUUUUUAGGAGAAGUUAGAAAUACAAACUGAUCCUUCCUGUGAGCCCCGGGAGAACUGUGGCUUCCGCUUUGGGUCGUUUUUAUUUCACGGGAACAUCCAAAAAAUCAUGUACAGUUCGGUCCUUUGAAGCUCAGACUCACUGCUGAAGUACAUGAAGUUAAAGCAAAUGUAAAUACUGAUGCAAAAAGCAGUGUCUUGCAAGACAAUUUAUCUAUUUAACAUGUAUUGGUACUUUAUUUAGAUUCAAUGUAUAAAGCAACUUUGUGCACUUUUCCUACAUUACAGUAUUGGGGGGUUUUAUGUUCUUUUGUUAUGGAUUUUGUGCUGUCUUUUUUAAUCAGUGAAAUUGUUAAGUAUUUAAUUUAUUAUUGAUGUGCCCAGAGGACUAGUGCAAUUUUUAUUCAAUACAGUUUGUCUGUAUUUAAUGUCAGGAUUUUUUUUUUUUUUGUAGCAUCGUUAGGGAAUAUUUUUCAAAACCUGCCUUUUUCCCCAUACACACACACACAAUUUUCCUUUCUUUCCUUCACCCCUCUCCUCCCCUUUCUCUUCUAUUUUCAUUAUACAGAUCAUGAGGUAUUAAAUUUGAAUUAUAACCCAACAAAGGUGUUAUAAUUUGAAUUACAACGCCUCGAAUUUGAAAUAUAACCCAACACUUGAGUACACCCCGCAGUUUUCCAAAACAAAAAAGUUCUCCAGGAAAAAACAUGCUAAGGAGGCACUUCCCGAUGUUUUCUGUGUUUCUUUUAUUUGGUUUUUGUUUUGCUUGGGGGUUGGGGGGGUGUGUGUGUGUGUUUGGAAAGUUUGGAGGGGAAAGUGGGGAAGUUGAGCAGAUAAUUUGCUUUCAGCGAAGGAAAUGGCUCACCAGGCUCCAGGGAGGAUGAGAAAUCCAACACUUUCUCGUUUCCCUGCUUCCACUACAGCUGGAUUUGUGUUGUUUGAGAUGCCUAAUGCCAGAACUACCCUUUUUUUUUUUUUUCUUUUCCCCUCUUCUUUCUUUUUCAAAAGCGCAGGUUUGUUUUUCCCUCUCUGAUGGUGACUUGGUUGCAACCACAGAUAAACAUGAGGAAAUUUGCCUUUUGUCUAGAAAGCAGCAUGCCAGGCAUUGCCCCAAACCCAGCUGGACCCCAAAACCACCCCAUGGAUCCUUCAUCCUUUGAGUUUCUGACAUCUUGGGUGAAUAUUUUUCUCUACCUGUCCUCGCUUUUAUUUGAUCCAACAACCCCUGUAACCAAGUGCCUGGACAGGUAGGUUUGAAUCUUUGGGGUCUUGCCACUCACACACGUCCCUGAUUCCAGGUGGGAUGAGUUCAGGGUUGCUGGCAAGUUGAAACAAUCCCCUCUGUGUUCCCUCUCAUCCAGGGAAGCCUCAGGUUAUUUUAAUAUUGCUGGCUCUGAGAUGGUCCCUGCAGUGGGGAACGAGGGGGAAAACUGGAACUGGAAGAAUUUAAAGGCAUUUAAAGAAUGUCUUUAACAACAAAAAAAAAAAAAGGUGUGAGGAGCUGAGAUUGUGAUAAAAUCAUAAAGAAUAAAAUCACGAAGGUUGGAAGAGACCUCUGAGUUCAUCGAGCAGAUGAUCCUGCACCUUCGAGUAGAGAACUGAACAGGUGAUUUUUGAAGAAUUAGAUCAGCAACAUCUCAGAGCAGCAAAAAUGGCCGUUAUUUAUGCAAGAAAAAAAAACCCCAGGGCCUCCUAAAGAAAUGCACUGAUGAACUCCCUGUCCAGUGGCCACGACGUGGCUGUCCCUGCCAGGCUCCCUGUGCUGCUGGACAGUGCCCAGCCCACGUGUCCCCCUCGCUGCCCGAGCAUCAUUGCUUUCAACCAAAGACAAACCAGGCUGAAAGGUGACAUCAAACCGUGGCUUGGCUGGUGCCAGACAUCUCUGGGAAGUGUGCACGUGUGUGUGAGUGUGGGGCUGUCACGGGGAGGAGGAGGAGGGGGUGGGAAGAAGAGCAGCAGAAGGGAGAGGGGGAGUUCUGGAGGAACAAGAUUUAUUUUUAAGGGGGUGUUUUUUUUGUUGGGUUUUUUUUGGGGGGGUUUUUUUUGGAGGUUCCAAAAUACAGGAGCACUGUUUCCAUGGGAAUGGGGCUCCCAGCAUUCCCAGCCUGCUGGGAAUUCGGGCAGGGGAGGGUACAUCCAUUCUGAGCUGUGUUGGUGGGUGAUGGUUGUGGGGAGGGAAUGAGGAGCCAGAGGGUUGUAGCCAAGGGAUUUUUCCAAGGCAUGAGGAGGACCUCGUGUGCUCCCAGUGCAGCAGUUGGGAUGGACAGGGAGGAAUGUCUGGAGCCAGGAGCAUUUGCUCCACAAACACAGCACUGAGCACCUUCCUCCCCGUGGGGGCCAGGACGGGGCACAUUCGGGUCCUGUCCGUCCUCCUGCUCCCGUGGGGAACACCUGGCAGUGACACCUCAGGUUGGCCCUGGCUCUGUGGACCUCUCAGUUCCCUUCCUGGGGCUCCCACCCCUUCCUCUCCAAACAGCACAGGCAGAAACAAGUCCUGGAGCCAGGCCAGAGCUGCUGAGUGUGGUUGGUGGCUUGUAAAUAAAGCUGUAACCUUAUUAACCUCCUCCCUUCACUUGCCUGCUUUUCAGUACAACUUUGUAAUAGGUUUUUUAAUCCCACCUUCCCCCCCCCCCCCUUUUCCCUACACAGCCUGGACUGACUGUAACCAUGGAACCAGAUAUUCUGUAUGUUAUUAUCUUUGUACAAUUUUAAAACUGUUGCUGUGGUGUCUGCCUUUUUUUUUCUCUCCCCCCUUUUCCCUUCUCUUCUAUGGUCUCUUGAAGCACUGUCAAUAAAAAUCUAGAUAAACUCCUUC